This is a messenger RNA of Trypanosoma grayi, 2934 nucleotides long. RefSeq names its product putative protein kinase. Gene Ontology annotation, cellular component: cytoplasm; autophagosome. NCBI's taxonomy places the organism in Eukaryota, Euglenozoa, Kinetoplastea, Trypanosomatida, Trypanosomatidae. The transcript has a single exon. The coding region runs from base 1 to 2934 and encodes 977 amino acids. The record is from RefSeq and is a predicted model, not a curated record. Gene Ontology annotation, biological process: autophagy; peptidyl-serine phosphorylation; autophagosome organization. Gene Ontology annotation, molecular function: ATP binding; protein serine/threonine kinase activity.
AUGGAAUCGGCACGCGGCAGCAGCGGCGAUGGCCGGCCAUCCACUUUGUGGUCUUUGCGUACUACAGAGCCACUGAACUACGUUGAUACAAGUGGGGCGACUGGUGUGGCGGGAGAGCAGAAAGUGGCUCCUGCAACUGCACUAGAAGCAGAACAACCAAUACCCAACAACUAUAAACCAGGUUACGGGACAAAUCAUGACGAGGCCAAGGAAAAAAUACCUCGGGUACUCGUAAAGAAAAUGAUAGUGAUAAAACGGAAUCCCGCGAACAUCGCUGCGGAUGUACCGCCCUCUAUGGAUACCGGUAAAAACAAUCACUAUUCCACGCCUUUGGACGAGGAGGAGCCACAGCCGCAAAAGCGGGGGACAACAACCCCCAAGAGUGCUCGCUCAGUGCCCUCGGGAAGGCCUGCCGCUGACGAAGCAAGAGACGGGAUGCUGCUGACAGGGAGAUCUGAGAAAACUGAAACGCCUAGAAGGCAGUACGCUUCCACGAUUUCCUUCAAAUCUCCAAGCAUCAUUGGUGAAAAGAAAAAUACGGACCAGAUGGAGGCGGAGCCUUUUUCUGGCUCCCCAAUCUUUCAUCGUGGCAAACGUUUGGCUAUCCCGCCGCCAGCGAUGGACGACGAUGUCGACCGCACGUCCGUUCCGUUUCCACUUCCGCGUCCUGCGCCGUUGGAAAGCACAGAUAGCAGUAGUAGCACUGUCUCCAGCGAAGAACAGGGGGAUGACCUCUCUAGCAAUAGAAGUGAGCUUUUUCUCCCCGACGUGAGCCUCAGUCUAACGUCUCAGAGGCCGGCCUAUGGCAUUGUGGAUGUACGUGAAACGGAUAGCUCUAGGGGUCCCUCGCCAAAUGACCUGCCGUCUUCCCUUGUUGCGAAAAUGCAGCAUUUGCUUAAUGCGUCGCCAACACACCUCCACCGUGAGUCCGGUGAGACGGCUGCCAGCAUCAGAACCCCCAGCCCGGUGCCGGUGACACUGCUUGGUGCAGGUCGGCACUACCGACAGAAACACUUGAAACGGGUCAGUUACUAUAUUCUAGGUCCUCUCCUCGGUGAAGGCGUCUUCGGUGUUGUGCGUGAUGCCAUCGAUACUUCCGCUAGCCAUAUGAUUCCACCGCGUUUUGAGCGAGUUGCUAUCAAGAGUUUUAAAUACCGUCGUGCGAGUGCUGCUGAACCGGCAGACAUCGCAGCAGCAAUAGCAGCAUCGACUAGGGGCUCUGUGAAAUCCCCUGGCAUCAAUACCCCUCCAGUUCUCGCAAGAGCGCCGUUGCUGGAUUUCAAACAGCGACAUGAUGCCAAGAUGCGCCGUCUGCUUGAUAAUGAGGCGCGCAACCUGCAGCGUUUUCACUGCCCCAACAUCAUCCGCAGCAGUGACAUUUUUACGCGCCAUGGAAGGGACUAUAUUGUUCUCCCCAUUGCUAUUUGCAACUUGGAAAACUUGGUGCGGGAGCGUGUGCGACAAAAGCUCCUAUAUCGACAACGGCAGACGAGAAACGCGCCAUAUUUAUCUCUCCAUCUCGGUCAAGGAGAGAGUCUUUGUCGUGAUGCAAGCCCCUCAUCUGAGCUGUAUGCCGAUGCCUCUGGUGUGAGUUACAUGAGCUUGGGCGAGAGUGACUUCAUGUUGAAAAACGGCUUAGUCGCUGACGGAACAGCCUCCCUCUUCUCUGCCUCACUGGUGAGAGGGAUCAUGUACCAACUUUUCAACGGUGUUGCCUACCUGCACCGUCAGGGUCUCGCGCACAACGAUCUGAAACUGCAGAACAUUCUUCUUUUUGCGGACGGUGUGCUAAAGAUCGGCGAUCUCGGUGGCCUCUCAGAGGAGUACAAUGACCAGGGAACCCCAAUGUACAUGUCUCCCGAGCUUUGUAGAUAUUUUUACUGCGCAGGUGAUGUAACAGACACGAAGAAAGUCGUAACGGUAAAUGCCCUACAGAACGACAUGUGGAGCUGUGGUGUGAUUCUCUAUUACUUGCUGGUAGGGAAGCCGUUAUGGGGCAGCGGCUUUGACAGGCGCAAUAAGUAUCAGCUGUACCGUGCGAUUGCUGCGCAGCAUAACCCCAUCGAUGUGGGCCACGUCCCCGAGCCGUGGGAGAAUGAGAUGGAGAUGGGCGUGCGGUCGGCGUCAGGGAUGGCAGUAACGUCAGUGGCAGGCACGCCUGCCUCCAUUUCCUCCUCAAGCCUGCGGCACCUGCUGAGCCGGCUGCUCGAUGUUAACCCCGAUACACGCUUGACAGCGGAGGAGGCACUUCUACAUCCGGCACUCCAACCGCCCAAUGCAUGCGGUGCUUCCUCAACUGGUGUUUUCAACACCGUGCAGCACGACGUUGCAUGGCAGGUGCUGGAGUCGCCGCAUGUUCAGGCACUUAUCAAGCGAGAUCGGGAGCAGCACCUGCAGUUUGUUGCGGCGUGCUGCGACACACUAGGUAUAGAAAUGCCGGAAGAAAUUUUCCUUCCUGAAACCGGUAGCAUCGGCUCUGACACGGAUCCGAUUAACAAUGGUGAUGAGCAAGUACGAGAGUCAGCUUGCAAGAAGCCUAGAGGAACUGUUGAUCGCAAGCUCUUUCUUACGGAGGCGGAGCGUCAUUACUACGAGAAGAAACUAGGCAAGGCUGAGUAUGACGUACCAUUCAUUCUCACUAAUCCCGCAAAGGUAAAAAUGAUGCGCGAUUAUCUUUACGGAACAGUCCUUGUCGAGUGCGGGUACCGCAGUAUUGAAGAGGCCGAGUCGGAGCGGGUGCAAGAGCUAGAAAAGAACCAACGGAUACUUGCCGCUGCGGAGGCGCGAGCGACUCGAAAACCGCCUAGGAACACUUCUCAGGUCGCUGGGAAUAGCGGGAAAACGUCAACUGCAAAAUCCAAAAAUAGCAACAUUAACAACAACAGUAGUCAUAAAGAAAAGGAGUACUCCAAAUGUCUCUGUGGUCUUAUGUAG